GGAGGAAACAGGGAUGGAAGGGAUCAGCAGUGAUAACGGAGAGGAAGAAUACCCUGCAUUAAGUCCGUUGGUGGUAGCAUGGCCGCAGAAUUCCUAAAUGGGAAGGAUGCAAACUCUCUCCUCAAGCGUUUUCCACGGGCUAAUGGGUUCCUCGAGGAGUUUCGGCAGGGCAACAUCGAGAGGGAGUGCGUGGAGGAAAGCUGCAGCUUCGAGGAGGCCAAUGAGGUGUUUGAGAACAAGGAAAAAACAAUGGAGUUCUGGAAGACGCGCAGUUUGUACACCGUGAACAACAACGCGGACACACGUUCAGGGCGUGCCGACACCGUGUACAUGGUUGUACCCCUGCUGGGCGUGGCCCUUCUCAUUAUCAUCGCACUCUUCCUAAUUUGGCGCUGCCAGCUCCAGAAGGCCACGCGUCGGCGGCCAGCGUACACGCAGAACCGCUACCUGGCCAACCGCAACACGCGCAGCCUUCCCAGAAUCCUCGUACACCGCGACACCCCUUCGCAUACGGACAACUCGCACUCCAACGAGAGGCACUCCAACGCGGUGCUCAGCGGAGGCGAAAGGGAAAGAGGCGGAGUUAUCUCAGGGACCCUGGACUGCUCGUUGCAGCCUCCGAACAGCCGCGGACUCUACGUGCAGGACUCGUCUAUGUCCGUGGCGUCUCGUCUGUCGGGGGCCACACCUCCUCCGUCUUACGAGGAAGUGACAGGCCACUUGGAGAGCAGCAGCGACGAGGUCACAACCCCUUACAGCGACCCGCCACCCAAGUACGAGGAGAUCGUUAAAGAAAAGUAAGGGAGUGUGCUAUGUAGAAAGGAACCUCAGUGUGUUUUGGAUCCACCCAAAAUUUCAUAAGGGUGUACACGAGGCGCACUACUACAUUUAUUUUUUUUGUCAUCAUUAAUAGUACUUUUUUUCCCUUGGAGUUGUGCUUGCUUUCGUGGAUGGAACACCUGUGUUGAUUUUUUUUUUCUUUUUUUUCCACUCUAACUGAACCACAACCAGCUGCUCACAGCACGGCUACACCUCACGUCAUCGUCAGUGUCUUUCACCACAUUCAGUGCUUUUAAUGAAUCAAGCCUCCACUCUUGUUAAAUGCAGCAAGACACAGACACAGGCUGUUUUUACAGACACAAGCUGCUUUGUUGGAGCCGCAAAAACCUAAAAAGAAAGGGACAAGCGCUUUUUAUUUUUUUAUUUUACCAAAUGGAGAGUCUAGCAUUUAAUGGAAAGUUCACGUGCCAUACAUAUUCCACAUGUUCGUUGCUACUGGAGUAACCAGGAAGUGAUGACAAUGGCGGCGUUCUUAUUAAACUGCUUCACGAAUAUAGACAUAGCGUUAGUCGGGUUAUUGCAUCAGAAAGGAAAACGAGUAGGUGACUUUCAAAUAAUAUGCAAAUAAUAAGAGAUGUGACAGCAUUAGAAAGAUUUGCCACUGUUCGUAAAAUGGAAGCAGAGGUGAUUCUAUGGUAUGUCCGGCGCUCUGGAGAAAAAAAAAUUAGCUGAGAGCCUCACAAACCAGCAAUCGUCACCAUUAUCAUAUGAAUAGUAAAAGGGUUUGCCAGCCCUCGGGGCCCCUUCUAGCCCUGGGGCCACAAGCAGUUUCCUGUUGACAAGCAGCGCCUCUGACUAGCCAGAGAUUUCACCAGGGCUUACUCUUAAUACUGUGCUCACAAAUACACACAAUUCUAAGACGCUGCAUGUCCGUACUGAAUUUGUAGCAGCAGCUCAUCUCCUGGGGCAGGUAGGGCAGAGCGGCAAUGUAUAAAUCAGCUGUUUGACUAAUCUCUAUCUUUAUAAAGUCCACAUGUACAUGUAUUUUAAAUAUCUUUAAAGAUACUACUUAUUUCUUUUCUUCUUUUUUUUUUUUGCCUGAUUUCUAAAUGCCUCAUUUUGGCAACAAGCUGCAACAAGGCCCACUGGGACGGGAUUAACGCUGCCCCAAUGCACACUCUAUCAACCUUUUUUAGUGAAGAAGGAGCAAUUGAGAGAACAAUUAAUGACAUGGGUUGCCCAGGGCAUUGUUUUUACUCCAGAUCAGUGUAAAUAUUUUGGUUAUUUUGGAUUUUGAAGCGGGAAAUAGUGUAAAACAAAACAUGUUCAUUUUACGCUAAAAACAGUUCGUUUUUUUAUGGAAAUUUUUUGAUAGAUAGUAACUGUUAAUGUCGCUCUGCCCAACCAGUGUGUAUAGUUAUGAGCUGCUGCUGCCAGUCAAAAAAACAAAAACAAAACUCAAACACACUAUAGACAGAUAGCACAACUACUGGAUAACCUAACAUUCCAGAUCCCUAAAUAUUCUUCCCCCUUGUCCCUCCCUCUGCUCUCUGACUGUUUACAGCUUUUCUUACUCUUUUUUAUAACGGCUUAAACAAACUGUGUAAAAACUUUAAAGAAAAAAAAGUAUUCCAUUGCUUUCAACUUCACCAAGUGCUAUACCAUAGUAUUUUGUACAAUGCUGCUCGUCUUCACGUCGUUUCAUUCCUCACAAAACUAUUCACGCCUCCCGGCUCUGAGUCUCAACGAGUCGCUAAACUGCCCGACCGAAUAGUCCUUUUCUUUCCAGCUCAGGUUUAAGCCAAUCGACUGCCACCUUUGCAGGAAAUCAUUGUGUGUGUAUUACAGUCUGGAGUAUACAACAGACGCACGGAUGUGAAAUACUUUCUCACUGCCAGUACCAAACCUAAUGAUCGUGCACAGUGUGUUAUGAAGUGAAACGGAGGAUUGUAGCAGGUUUAAGGGCAGUUUAUUUUAGCACAGAUAUAAAUAUAAAAGAACAUAGGUUAACAUGUUUAGCUGAGUGUAUUAGUAGGACUCCCAAUCCAAAGAGUUUGAGAAAUAAAUCCUUAGUGUUGACUCUUAUUUACGUUUCGCAGACGCUUUUUUACGCUUUUGCAUUUUGCACGUUGCAUUUCAUUUUUCAUUUUGAAAGCGAAGAAACUUAUUGGUAUUAUUGAAAAUUAAUUCUUUUUCUCAGCAUUCUGCGUUUUCUUCCAAAAUUGGUUACUCCUCAGUUCCCAUCCACCUCCUAGCUCACACUAUAAAUGAUGCCUGCAGGCUGAGGAGGAUGACGGCUUGAGACAAUCACAUCAUCUCAAACUGCUGCAAACUCAGAGAAAUGACCUGAUGAUCUGCCCUCUUCUAAAUGGACGAGCGCAAAUACAACAGGGCAGCAAAAAUAAUUUGUAACAAAUAAGAUAUUUGCUGUUUUUUUUCCCAUUUUUUAAAACUUGUUUCUUUAAACAAAGUCGAGAAGUUAUUAUGAAUUCAAAUAUUAAACAAAAAUUACAAACAAAGAGCCAACCCAGGAAUACAAGUUCAGCAUUCUUUAUGCUUUUUUUCCUUUGCUUUGGCUACAGUGUGUGGGUCUCCUUACUUUGUUUUUUUAUUGUUAUUUUUUUGUUUUUAAUUACAUUUUUUUUUUUAACACAAGCAUGUAUUGGAGUUCUUUAAUUAUAUUAAUGAUCUUUUCGGCCAGUAUUAAGAUCACAAUUAUUUAACACGAUUACUUAUUGACAUGCAAUUAUUAAACUUUUUUUUCCUGCAAGAUAUUUUUAAACGUGCAAUAUAAUUCAACUGGAAAACCAUUAAAACCAUUAAAAAAAAUAAGUGUUAAAAAAACUAGAGAGAGUUUGGGCUUCAACAAAUUGUUUAGUGGUCUAAAAUUGACAAAUUCCUUAAAAAUUUACCCCAACUUUCGUGCAAAAAGCAUAAUCAUGUUUCGCAAGAUCAUCCUCUUCUUUUGAGUUUAUGUGAGGUUGGUGUGCUAUCGCCACCUAUUGGACUGGAGUGUAGAGCGGAAGAUUAGGCAGACAUGACAUUUAAACAACCAACAAGUUGGUACACGUCAUUUCGAAAUGUAUUAAAUAAUUUUAGUAGAUUUUAAUACUAUAAGGAAUAUAGCUGCUUGAGACAAUAAACAUUCGUGCUGGUGAAUCGCAUCGGAAAUCGCAAUGCCGAAAAAUAAAUGAAACUGAAAAAAUAAUACUCAUUGACUUAAAAUUCACAAACAUGUAAUUUUAAACAUUUAAUUUAGCUUUUUUUGUUUUCCUAAAUUCACAAUGAAAAAUGCCCAACAUCGACUGAACCAUUAAGCUCAGGCUUUCUGCUUACCUUCUGUUUUCGGAUCCCAACAACAGGUCUAUCCUGGGAUUUAAUCUGGGAUGGGAUACUAAUCCAGAUUACAAAUCUAAACAAGAAGCUAUUUACUACUGAUUAUAGAAAAGUGGCUGAAAUGAGUUAAAUGCACAAAGUGCAAUGUGUGUGUGUAACAAAAUUUGACAUACAGACUGUGAAGUUUUCUCAUUCUUUGAGCACAGAAGAUGUGUUGAUCAUGAAACUUCAUGAAACCUGUUCGGUAUUCAAUUAAACAUCCAGUUGUUUCACACAAGUUUCUACACGGACUGAAACUCUGAUUGAGUGAAAUUUUACACCAAGCCCUAGUGAUUGUGUUGAGCGUAUUGAUGUGUGGAAAGUCUGAUCCAAGAUCAGUUUGUGAUUUUUGCUCUUGACGAGUGAGCUUGACAAAGUUUGAUGAGUGAAAGGGCGGAUAUGUGAAGCUUGGAUGCUGAAAAGGUGUUUGAUCAUGAAUUAUGUAUACUAAAUAUACUAAUAUACUAAGUAUAACUAAAACCUUUGAGAUUUAUACAUAUAUAUUUACAUACAUAUAAUUUGCAUCUCAAACCCAUAACCAGUAAGUUUUUAUGUUAAUAAAUGUAAGGUUUAGAAACAUUAACAUUUAUUAAAUAUGUCAUAGUUGAAGUGAUCUGUAUAGAAUUUAAAGACAUGACGUUCAUAUUCAGAUACUUUUGCCAGCUUCUAAUGAGAGAGAGAGAGAGACAGUACAGUGAGUACCUGUGAUGUCUUGGGCAUAUUAUCUUUACUACUAAAAUUACUAGUUCCAACUUAAAAAUAAUAAAUAAAUAAAUGACAUUAAAGAUGAGUUUUCACAUGCAUUUAAAGAAAGCAACAUAUUACAUGACAGACCGGUUUUCAGAUAAAAACGACAACAGAAAAAACUUAAUGUUGGUCGCCAUGGGUUUUGCAUAAAAAUAAAAGGUAGCGAGUGUGACAGUUACCCGAACUAUCCAACCAUAUUCUCCAGCAUGCUCAGUAAAACCUAACAUCUGUUUUACUUCCAGUUUUGUGCAAAUGUGUUACAUACAAAAUGUUUUGAGAAAAGCGGCUUUUUAAAAAAUCCAUAGCAGAAAUGUUUAUAAAGGUCCGGUGUGUAAACCUUUUGCUUGAAAUAAUCAGUAGUGUUAGAUAAAGAUUUGUGAGGUUAUAUAAGUAAAACAGCUGUUGUGUUUUACUGAGCAUGCUGGAGAAUAUGCCAGAAUUCUUCUGAUAACUCUGUCACACUUGCCACUUUCUAUUUUCAUGCAUUAACAUGACAUAUAUUGCAUUUUUUUUUAAAUUUCGUUCAAACCUUACAUGUCUUACUUUUUUUUUAAGAAAAAAAAUGUCUAGCUUUUUACUACAGUUUUAGAUAUACAAUAUAUUUUAUGUUCAUGUACUGGUUACACCUAUUUCUUCACUUUUUUUUUAUCAAUGAGCUCUGAUGAUACAGUAUUUGUUGUUGUAAAACCUGUUUGUCAUAUGAACAAUUAUCAGUCCAUGUUUGUGUGAAAGUGUAUAAAACAAGUGAAACGUAUAUCUCCUGGCUUAUUUUUAUCUUUUCCGUUUUACAUAAACCUACCAUUUUUAACAUAUUCACUCGGGUAAACUCACUGGCCUAUUACUUGACUUUAAUAGAAAUGUUGUUUCAUCUUAGAGUUAUCCAGCUAUCAGCCAAUCAAGUAGCAGUGGUGUACAAAUAUAGAAUUUCUCAUUGAGACCUUCAGUAAACUGCUGAUCUUUUGGAAUUUCUUUUUUACACCACUGUAUCUAGGAUGUUUACAAUUUCUGCUGAUUGGCAGAUUUUGAUUUAGAGCUGACUGAAAGGUCAUAUAAUAACUUUCAUAACCAUUCUUUACAAACAUGGUGAGAUGAAAAUCAUCUCCUGGAAAGCUGUAACUGCCAUUGUUGUCUUUUUUUUUUUUUUUCUAAUUGUUUACUGUUCAUGAACUCCUUGUGCUUCUGGAACAUGAUUAGCUGCCUGGAUAACUGCAUGAAUGACAAAGUUUCUAUCAAAAUGGCCGCCAGCCAUUUGUGCAUAUAAAAAAUAUAUACACCUUUUAAUUUUUUUUAUAUUGUUAUCUUAUUCAUACCCAUAUAGAGCGUUUGGGAUAUAUAUAUAUUAUAUGAUAUGUUAUAUUAUACGAUAUGAUAUGAUCUGGCCAAAGAAACAGAAAAUGAAGAUGAUUUUCAUGUCAUGUGCUUUGUCAGCCCCACCACUCCUGCCAAAAUGAUGUAUAUUUUACUCAAGUUUACAUCUUUAUAGAGCUUCCAAAGUCACGCUGGUGUAAAAACAGAUAUCAUGAUCAUGUAACCCAAGCUGUAAGAAAUAUGUUCAUGUGUACAGUAUGUCAGUCUGGUCGUAAAUGCUGUACAGUUAAGAAGCUUGAAAAAUAAUGCAAAGCACUUGUAUUUCAGAUUACUCCAUUCACACUUUUUCAAGUAUGUUUGUUGUAGAGCACAGUGUGUAGUGGAUUGUGAACACCCAUAGCUGUGACCCAACUGCUAGACGUUCUGAAAUAUUCAAUCUCUGCUUUAGUAUUACAAAAGGUUUCCUUAAUGAGGUGAUUUACAAGUUUCAAAAAAUUUACAAAAGUUUUGCUUUACAAAGUCGUGCUUCAUGCAAGAAUCACAUAUUAUACUCGACCAAAAAAUAGUUGAUCAACUGUGAGUUUUUAAAAAUAUGUUUUAGCCAUUCUGUUGAGCUUUAAGGCUAACGAAGGAACACUAGAUUCUAACAUUAACUGAUCACUUAGCAGAGCAUCAUUUUUGCCUAAUAAUCUUUAAUUUCACAAGUUUUCACAACAAAUAAAAUGUUUUACUUGGUUUAAGUUUGGGUUAAAGAUCGCCGUCACACGAUUUCUGUCACAUGUUAUCUAUUAUGUACUUUUAUCUCUUUUAUAGCUGAUGAUAUUUUGUUUUCUAUGGAUCGAAACACAUUUUGCUAAUUUUGUGGAAGUUUUGCUAUUCAGUUUGAUGCUAAUUGUUACACAAGCUUGUAGAACUACAUUGAGCUGAGGUAAUUAAAGUAAACAUGUCUUAGCUGAUUGACCUGAUUAUUCUGGAAUUCAGUGAAAAAGUUGUAUGUUUAAUUUCUUUUUUUAAUAAAUCCUGAACCUUAAUUAAUUUGAAAGUGGAAUAAUCAGUGGACUCCACAUGCACAGAUAACCAGGGGUUGAGGUUGUAAAUACAUUUGUAUUUUUAUUUUAAAUUAUUAUUAUUAUUAUUAUUAUUAUUAUUAUUAAACAAUGAAUUUACUCCCAUUCUAUUGUGUACUCUGACAUAAAGAUGUGUUCUAAGUGCCAAAAUUGAAUUACUGUUAAAGCACUGACUAUAUCUUUUGUGAAUUAUUAAACAAGUGAAUUAUAAAGUUGUA
Molecule: messenger RNA, 7495 nt
Organism: Clarias gariepinus (North African catfish)
Lineage: Eukaryota; Metazoa; Chordata; Actinopteri; Siluriformes; Clariidae
Gene: prrg3
Product: transmembrane gamma-carboxyglutamic acid protein 3
Exons: 4
Coding region: 79-801 (240 amino acids)
Cellular component (GO): extracellular region
Molecular function (GO): calcium ion binding
Source: RefSeq, a predicted model, not a curated record